CUCUUUUUUUCCUUCUUUCGCGACCGCAUUCUCUCUUUCUCUACACAAAUGAAAAAAAAAUGGCUAAUUUGCGCCUUUGCUAUUUGCAGAUUUCAAACAGUCUAUGUAAUGAACCUUGGUAUGCCGGUAAAGGAUCCAGGCUUUAUCAUGGAAGUUGGAAAACUGCGAGCAACAGAAAGAAAGUCGGCCAACCGAUCGACAGACAUGUGGGCUGGAGUGGUAGCUGUAUCGUUCAUUGUCGUAGUACAUCUUCAACUACAUCAGCUGCGGAAGCAACUGAGCAAGUGUUUCUCGAAGAUAGGAGUAGUGUUGAAGAAAAGAAGCAGCAGUUUGAGUAUUUGGCGAGUGAGUUUGGAUGGAAAGUAAGGAGGUUAGCUGAGAAUCGAGAUGAGAUGAGGGAAGUAGCUCAAAUUCAAGCUGAAGCAUUUCACACACCAGUGGCUCUCUGUGAUGACCUUUUCUUCGAGUUCUUCAAGGCUGAAGUGCUCUCGGGGCUUCUUUACAAGCUUAAGAACUCACCUCCAGACAGAUAUGCAUGUUUGGUCGCUGAGGCUGAAAGGAUACUGGUGGGCAUUGUGGAUGUCACAGCUUUAAGAGAUAAAGAUGUCCUACAGCACCUUGAAGGAGCAGAUGAAUACCUUUAUAUUUCAGGGAUAGCUGUUUCCAAAAGUUUCAGGCGGCAGAAAAUAGGAAGUGUCUUGCUAAAAGCCUGUGAUGUACUCUCCCAUCUAUGGGGUUUUGAAUGUCUUGCCCUCAGGGCAUAUGAAGAUGAUAUGGGUGCUCGAAAGCUAUACACAAAUGCAGGUUACAAAGUGGUAUCAAGCGAUCCCCAAUGGGUGACUUGGAUAGGAAGAAAACGCCGUGUUCUUAUGAUCAAACGGUCCAAUAUGCUUGAUUAGCAUUUUCUAAUAUUUUCUGUUGCGGAUGUAAUCUAAGCAUGGGCAUGCAUCAAGCAAUAUAAAGGAAGAUUCUGCAAGUCUCCUACGGAUUGCCUAGCAAGUCCCUAGUCAAUAGUUUGUUGCUAGAAGGAUUCUUGAACUUCAAA
This is a messenger RNA of Populus euphratica (Euphrates poplar), 1045 nucleotides long. Its product is annotated as Acyl-CoA N-acyltransferases (NAT) superfamily protein. Gene Ontology annotation, molecular function: N-acetyltransferase activity. The transcript has 4 exons. The record is from RefSeq and is a predicted model, not a curated record. Gene Ontology annotation, cellular component: NatA complex. Bases 60 to 899 code for a protein of 279 amino acids. Lineage: Eukaryota; Viridiplantae; Streptophyta; Magnoliopsida; Malpighiales; Salicaceae. Gene Ontology annotation, biological process: mitotic sister chromatid cohesion.